This is a messenger RNA of Biomphalaria glabrata, 2351 nucleotides long. Its product is annotated as N-alpha-acetyltransferase 30-like. Gene Ontology annotation, biological process: N-terminal peptidyl-methionine acetylation. The record is from RefSeq and is a predicted model, not a curated record. The transcript is spliced from 4 exons. Gene Ontology annotation, molecular function: protein-N-terminal amino-acid acetyltransferase activity. Lineage: Eukaryota; Metazoa; Mollusca; Gastropoda; Planorbidae. Bases 781 to 1863 code for a protein of 360 amino acids. Gene Ontology annotation, cellular component: NatC complex.
UGUAAUAUACAUGCGCAUUUUACCUGUGUGGACAAGUACGGUCACUAAAUGAAAAUAACCUGAUGAAAAAUAAAUAAAAGGCAGUUUGUUCUGAAAACGAUGUUUUUGGUUAAAAUUUAAAAGUGUCCUCUUUCUGGUCAUUUUGAUAAAACUGUAGCAGUUUCUGUGCAGCACAUAGAGGCCACUUGGGGCUACAUUUAGAAUUUUACUCAUAGAUAGAUCUAGUAAUCUAGACCUUUUACUUUUAGUUUACUUUUACUAAAAUUUACCUAGUCGAAGAGUGGAAGAGUCUUUCACUGACACUGAGAAUACCCAGAAUACUGAGAUAAUAAAUAUAAACAACACAUUUUACCCACAUUUCUAGCAAAGGCUAGCCUACUCACUGGUAUUCCUUAGUAUCAGUACUUAGUGCUAGUGAUUUAGAAUCAUCAUCAGUCUACUCCACAUAAUUAGAUCUACUACUCCUUCUGUUUGGACUCUAGUCACUCUAGACAUCUAAAAACCAGUCAAAUCUACUAGUGACUUCGUCUACUCACCAACUUGACGAACAUGAUGUGGAUAUAGAAUAGAUCUAAAUACUGUCUAUUCUAGUCAAUCUAUAUCUAAUAAACUAGUUAUAAAUCAGACACUUCAGUUAUAUGUGUAGUACCUUCAGUAAAUCUAAAACUGAUGUCUGAAAGAAUAUUAAUUAUUAUUUCGAUGAGAAAUCAACAUCAGACCAUACUGAUACAUGUGCCACUGGUGAAUUGAACUACAAAAUACUAUAUAAAUUGUUGCCUAAUGUCUCAUCGUUCUCACAUCUCAUUGUCCGUUGACUCAAACAUGGCAGGCUCUUUGCCUGAUCCCUUUAGUAAAUUAUUUCCAAACAAGGAAGAGGACAGUACAGAAACUAUUUAUGAAAAUAUUGAUGUUGAGUGUAGCACCCAUAAUUGCAUAGAAAAUGGAGUACCCCAUGAUCUUGACAAGUCAUCAAAAAAUGUGGAUAGGCAACAAAACAUUUCCAAUUCCAAAUGCUUAGACACUUUUAAAAUUGAAUCUUUGGUCAAAGACUCAGAUAAAAAUACAAAGACUUUACUCAAGUGUAACGGAAUCUCACACAGUGAUCAUAUUUCAGGUGAUAGCAGCUAUAUCAUCAGCUUAAAUUCUUGCUCCAAGGAAUCCUUUCCUACAGAAACUUCAACAGAAGUAUGCAAUUGUCAUAGUGAUACUAUAAAUCCUAAUGAGAUAAAUAAGCAUUGCAAUAAAACUGACCCUGCAGAUUUAUCAGUUGAAGAGUUGCAGUUAAAUGAGAAACAAAUUCUUUCAGUGCAUCAGGCUAACCGUUCUGAAGUUGAUAUUUUAUUGACAGAACUAGAAAGAACAACACCCAGUUCUGAUGUUAUAGCUGAGAACAAUUCAGGAUCAUGUGUGAUAACAUAUGAAGUGUAUGAAUCAGAAAAACAGAUGCCUGAUAUUAUGAGGCUUAUAACAAAAGACCUGUCAGAACCUUAUUCAAUUUAUACAUACAGAUAUUUUAUCCACAAUUGGCCAAAGCUUUGUUUUUUGGCUAUGGCCAAUAAUGUUUGUGUUGGUGCCAUCGUUUGCAAGCUGGACUUGCAUAAGAAAAUGGUGAGACGAGGAUAUAUUGCAAUGCUUGCUGUGGAUUCUGAGUACAGACGAAGGCAAAUAGGUUCUUCUCUUGUAACUAAAGCAAUUGAAGCAAUGAUUCGGGAUGAUUGUGAUGAGGUUGUGUUAGAGACUGAGAUAACAAACCAGGCUGCUCUUCACCUGUAUGAGAAUCUGGGCUUUGUCAGAGAUAAACGUCUCUUUAGAUACUAUCUUAAUGGAGUGGAUGCCCUGAGGCUGAAGCUCUGGUUGCGGUGAUAACGAGAAAUGUGAUUUUUGUGUCAAGUAAAUAUGGGAGUGAUUAUAGUGUGUGAUUAUCUCAGCUAGUAGUGAGAUCUUCAAAGCUCCAUCAAAUUGAUGGAUGCUGGAUUCAACAUUAUUUUGUGCUUAGAGGCUAUCAACAUUGUCCUUUUUAUUUUAAAUGUUAUAAUUAUUCAAAGAAGUUUAUUUUAAGACAAUUUUGUAAACAAAAUCUGGCCAUAGGCUUUAGAUUGGUUCAACAAAUGUGCAAAUAGCUCUUUGACUUGCCAUGCUUAUUCUUUCAAACCUAUUGUCUAGUUAACCCAAUAGCACCUAUUUAAAGUUUGAAAAAUUAUAAGCAACAAGAGGUAACUCUAAAUUAAAGAACAUUCUUUAAAAAAAAAAUGAUUACAAAAAAAAAGUUUAAAAUAUAAAAUGCUUUUAUUCCUCUGGAAUAAAGCUAAUUUCUAAAAGGCUCAAUUUCUUGGGUUGAUACUUUUUCCAUU